Molecule: messenger RNA, 2061 nt
Organism: Owenia fusiformis
Lineage: Eukaryota; Metazoa; Annelida; Polychaeta; Sabellida; Oweniidae
Source: the annotation of a GenBank genome assembly
CUGCACCAGGUACAACAACUGGACCAGUAACAACAACUGCACCAGGUACAUCAACUGCACCAGGUACAACAACUGGACCAGUAACAACGACAGGACCAGCUACAACGACUGGACCAGUAACAACAACUGCACCAGGUACAACGACUGGACCAGUAACAACAACUGCACCAGGUACUACAACUGGACCAGUAACAACGACAGGACCAGCCACAACAACUGGACCAGCAACAACAACGGGACCACAAACAACAACAGGACCAGCUACAACAACGGGACCACAAACAACAACAGGACCAGCUACAACAACUGGACCAGCUACAACAACGGGACCACAAACAACAACUGGACCACAAACAACUACUGGACCAAUUACAACAACUGCACCAGGUACAACGACUGGACCAGUAACAACAACUGCACCAGGUACUACAACUGGACCAGUAACAACGACAGGACCAGGUACAACAACUGGACCAGUAACAACAACUGGACCCGUAACAACAACUGCACCAGGUACAACAACUGGACCAGUUACAACAACUGGACCAGGAACAACAACUGGACCAGCUACAACAACGGGACCACAAACAACUACUGGACCAGUUACAACAACUGCACCAGGCACAACGACUGGACCAGUAACAACAACUGCACCAGGUACUACAACUGGACCAGUAACAACGACAGGACCAGCUACAACAACUGGACCUGCUACAACAACGGGACCACAAACAACUACUGGACCAGUUACAACAACUGCACCAGGUACAACGACUGGACCAGUAACAACAACUGCACCAGGUACUACAACUGCACCAGUAACAACAACUGCACCAGUAACAACAACUGGACCAGUAACAACAACUGGACCAGUAACAACAACUGCACCAGGUACUACAACUGGACCAGUAACAACAACAGGACCAGCUACAACAACUGGACCAGCAACAACAACUGGACCACAGACAACAACAGGACCACAAAGAACUACUGGACCAGUUACCACAACUGGACCAGGAACAACAACUGCACCUGGAACAACAACUGGACCACAAACAACUACUGGACCAGCUACAACAACUGGACCAGGUACAACAAGUGGGCCAGUUACAACAACUGGACCAAUUACAACAACCGGACCAGGAACAACAACUGGACCACAAACAACAACUGGACCAGGUACUACAACUGGACCACAAACAACAACUGGACCAGCCACAACAACUGGACCAGUUACAACAACUGGACCAGUUACAACAACUGGACCAGGAACGACAACUGGACCAGUAACAACAACUGGACCAGGCACAACAACUGCACCUGGUACAACAACUGGACAAGUAACAACAACUGGACCAGGCACAACAACUGCACCUGGAACAACAACUGGACCACAAACAACUACUGGACCAGCUACAACAACUGGACCACAAACAACUACUGGACCAGCUACAACAACUGGACCACAAACAACAACAGGACCAGUAACAACAACAGGACCAGUAACAACAACUGGACCCGGCACAACAACUGGACCAGUAACAACAACUGGACCAGUAACAACAACUGGACCACAAACAACAACUGGACCAGGUACAACAACUGGACCAGUAACAACAACUGGACCAGGUACAACAACUGGACCAGGCACAACUGGACCAGGAACAACAACUGGACCAGGCACAACAACUGCACCUGGUACAACAACUGGACAAGUAACAACAACUGGACCAGGCACAACAACUGCGCCUGGAACAACAACUGGACCACAAACAACUACUGAACCAGCUACAACAACUGGACCACAAACAACAACAGGACAAGUAACAACAACUGGACCAGGCACAACAACUGGACCAGUAACAACAACUGGACCACAAACAACAACUGGACCACAAACAACAACUGGACCAGGGACAACAACUGGACAAGUAACAACUACUGGACCAGGCACAACAACUGCACCUGGAACAACAACUGGACCACAAACAACAACCGGACCAGCUACAACAACGGUAUCAGGUACAACAACUGGACCAGAAACGACAACUGCACCAGGUA